AUGGCUCAAUCGACAAGUAUCGCCAUUCCCGGCCAAGUGCUGGGUUUAACAAGCGAAUACCUCCCCGGCCCCGGCGUCCACGUCCACAACUCCACACUGUACGCCUCCAUCCUCGGGCCCGUGUCCAAGACCGUGCCUCCAAAGCCUGCCGGGCCGCAGAAGAGAUUGACAAAGAUCACGCCGGCCGCGCCCGUCGCGCUCCCCACCCUCUCCAUUGAACGGAAUUUCACUACUGCUGGGGAGAGCGGGACGGGAAAGAAGGAGAUCUUGCCGGAGGUCAACAGCACGGUGCUGUGCAGGGUGACCCGGAUUGCGCCGCGGCAGGCGACCGUGGCCAUACUGGUGGUGGGCGAGACGGUGCUGGAUGGGGAGUGGCAGGGCAUCAUCCGCGUGCAGGAUGUACGCGCGACGGAGAAGGAUAAAGUGAAGAUCUUUGAGAGCUUUAGGCCGGGGGAUAUUGUGAGGGCGAACGUGGUUUCGCUAGGUGACCAGUCGAACUACUACCUCUCGACGGCGACGAAUAGCUUGGGUGUUAUUAUGGCCACGAGCGAGGCAGGGAAUCCGAUGUAUCCGGUUAGCUGGAAAGAGUAUCGGGAUCCGGAUACCGGGGCGAGCGAGAGCAGGAAGGUUGCGAAACCAUUCUGA
This is a messenger RNA of Drepanopeziza brunnea f. sp. 'multigermtubi' MB_m1, 645 nucleotides long. RefSeq lists its product as uncharacterized. Gene Ontology annotation, biological process: RNA processing. The record is from RefSeq and is a predicted model, not a curated record. Gene Ontology annotation, cellular component: nuclear exosome (RNase complex); cytoplasm. Gene Ontology annotation, molecular function: RNA binding. Lineage: Eukaryota; Fungi; Ascomycota; Leotiomycetes; Helotiales; Drepanopezizaceae.